Molecule: messenger RNA, 1860 nt
Organism: Pseudovirgaria hyperparasitica
Lineage: Eukaryota; Fungi; Ascomycota; Dothideomycetes; Acrospermales; Acrospermaceae
Exons: 2
Coding region: 1-1860 (619 amino acids)
Source: RefSeq, a predicted model, not a curated record
AUGCUCCAUUCCAGCCCACGAACGUUUUAUCACGGAUCAAGGCAGACAUUUGACAAUCUCAACACCUGGAUCAAGGAUACCAAGCGAAUCGGAUACGGUAUUCAGACCCACGAACCCUUCAUUCAAGAUUGGCCCACUAUGCCUCCAAAUGAAGCAACAGGUCUUCUCAACUUGCUGCAGCAGGAGAUAAAUAAGAGACUACCUAUCGCUGAGAACGAUACUGCACCGGUCAACUUCGCUCUAUCGCAACAGAACGGUGCUCCGGCACCCCUAAGAUUAAGUGAUCCCAAGAUGCCGACUGUAACGACCGCACUUAGCCCAACAUCAAACUCUGAUACACAGUCAAUGUUUCAAGCCGCAGAAGCACAGCCUGGAGCUGAUGAGCAUGGCAGGAUUGACGCCAGGGCGUCUCCGUCUUCACCGACGUCCGUUUAUAGUGUUCCCUUUUUGCUGUGUGCUGACUCUGGCACUGAGUCUGGACCUACAUGUCAUGAACAUCGGGAGGAAACAACGAAAGUUUCUAGGCAUGUUAGUUUUACGGAUCUGAAUAUCAAUAAGUGCAUGCCGCCGAGUACAACUUCAAUGACUGAAGACAACGAAGAACAUCUCACCGACAAAGCUAUUUUACCUCCUCCACAAUCUUCAGAGCCGCGUCUGUCGAACCACCCACUACAGCCUGUUCUCGUUAGCAUUCGUAACGAUGCUAAGAACUCACCUUUGGACAAGCGAAGAUUGAACCAUAAGACCCUAAGAAGAUCAAACUACUUUUGGCACCAUCACGCACGAGUUAUUGAGCUGCUGGAAGAACGAGCUGAAAUUAAAACAAAGUCCAAGCCUAUGUCUGCUUACACAGUUCUGAACCUGGCAUGGACGAUUUUCAUUACCGCAGCUAUGACUACGAAGAAACCUCCAGCGACUGAUGUUAGACGUCUACAAGCUGAAAUGAGCAGAAGUUACAUGUAUUGUAUGUGGAUGGCAAAUAUGGAUGGCACGGUAGACACCGACGCCCGGCUCGAUGUUUCUACAUUCUGGUAUGCAGUCGGUGAGCCGCUCAGCUCGAGAUUCCGACUCGAUCUCGGACUUGGGUCAUUGGAAGUCUCCAUGCCGGGCACGAGUUCAGCUAAGCCUGGAAGCAGAGAUGACUUGACGAUCGCUCACUCUCAUAUUUUACACAUUCUUAAUCUCAUUCAACGUGAGUUUACGAAUUUUGACGACAGAUUUUCACAUCGGCGAGGUUCUCAUAUGUUCUGGGUGUUGUCUAUUUGGUAUUCCAUGCACGACCUCCAGAAGUUUAAACUCGAUGGAUGGAAACACGAGCCGUUACUUUCAACUCAAGCAGUUAGAACACCAAGCAUCGAAGACGCUGAUGCUGAACAGAAGAUUGUCAAGCAGACUUCUCGGGUCCUAUCAGGAGGUAUCUUUGAUGAAUUUAAAGACUCUUCAACGUACUCUGUCGGUCUCAAUGGAUUCAAAAGGGGCAAGACAAAGGGCAGACGCUCGAACGUACCCAGCAUUACAAUCAGUCACCCAGAGACAAAUCCUCCGUCAAACUCAUAUCUCUCAACGAUCCCGGAUACUCUCCUAUCACCACAGAGCAGUAGACGGUCACCGCGUUCGAAAACUGGCGCAGCGCCUCGGAAAUCUGGUGGCCGCUAUCGCUUAGCCAAACAAAAACCUCUUCCCCCAUUACCAAAGAAGGCUCCCGAAGAUGGAAAAAGUGGUAAUAGCCAUAAGCAAUCAAAAAUCACGCCAAGAAGUUCUUGGGCAUUGAAGAUAUGGGCACUAAAAUCACCUCGAUCGUCUCGUUCGGUGAAGGAAAUCGACAGAAAUAACGGCAGCUCCUUCAUGAUAUUGGACUGA